AUGGAUGCCCAAGCAGAUGCUCAAAGCUCAGCUCAGGCGCAGGGUCCCACCUCACGUCCCCCACUUGUCCCCGGCUCAGCAAGAAGAACGGUGCAAGAGGUGCCGGGUGAUCUCUUCGACGCCCCCGAGGGAUCUGCAUUGAUCCAUGCCUGCAAUACCGAGGGCAGUUGGGGAGCCGGUAUCGCACGAACCUUCAAGCACCGGUACCCCGCGGCAUAUCGCUUCUAUCGCGAUCACUGCCGGCACUAUGCGCAGUCUAGGGAAAUGCAUGAUACCGAGGAUAUGUAUGCCCACGACACGGAUACUGCUACUAUCAGAAUGCCCCUAGGUACAGCCCUGAUAAUCCCACCACAGGCAGCAGAUGCCCGUCCGCGCCGGAAGAAACAUUGGAUUGUCUGCCUGUUUACCUCCAAAGGCUAUGGGCAACAUGUUGACCGAUCGGAGCAAAUUAUCAACAGCACCCUUGCUGCGCUGGAGGAUUUGAAGGAGAAACUGGCAGAUCUUCGUCUUGAUGGGACAGAGCCGUCUCCCACGGCGCUGUACUCUUGCCGGUUUAAUUCGGGCUUGUUUGCGGUACCUUGGAGCCAGACUCGGGCGGCUAUUGAGCUGGUGGGAUUGGAAAUGACUGUGAUGACCCUGCCUGGGGGGAAUGACGACCAGGAGUAG
Molecule: messenger RNA, 666 nt
Organism: Penicillium daleae
Lineage: Eukaryota; Fungi; Ascomycota; Eurotiomycetes; Eurotiales; Aspergillaceae
Exons: 3
Coding region: 1-666 (221 amino acids)
Biological process (GO): peptidyl-glutamate ADP-deribosylation
Source: RefSeq, a predicted model, not a curated record